Messenger RNA from Archocentrus centrarchus (flier cichlid), 850 nucleotides. RefSeq names its product pinhead (gene pnhd). The transcript is spliced from 5 exons. The record is from RefSeq and is a predicted model, not a curated record. NCBI's taxonomy places the organism in Eukaryota, Metazoa, Chordata, Actinopteri, Cichliformes, Cichlidae. Bases 51 to 743 code for a protein of 230 amino acids.
CAACACCACCGUACGAAGCUGGGAGGCAACAAUACUCAAAAUAUUCUUCAAUGCUGGACUUUCUCAGGAGCAAAAAAAGGACGAUUGGACCCGCUACUUCAGAGAGCGCGGGUCCGCUGAACCAGCUGCCUUCAUGCGGCGCGACUCAUGUGUGCGAGCCGACUGGGAUGCGCGUGGACCGGCUUCUUCUGUUCGAGGGACCCCGAGAGGUGGAGGUCAUCGAGGACUGUCAUUGUGAGAUCAAGUUAACCCAGUGCAUACGUGUCCCCGGACUGAGGACUUACUACUCCGAGACACCGUACGAGACAGUCAUCGACGUGGGAGGAUGCUCCCAGUCGAAAGGCUCGCCAGAUGGCUUCUCCUGUGUCCCCACAAAGUUUGAAUCAGCCUUGGUGGAAACCCCCAACAAAGUGGAUCUCAUACAGACUGUGGCAGCCUGUGAGCUGAAGGAAAGCUGCUACAGGGUCCGAUACGUGGAGUAUUAUUAUGAAGUAGUCUACCAUGCAGAUGGAGUCAAAGAAGAGAAGCUCAAAGAAAUAGAUGUGGGCAGAUGUUUAGGAAGCUGCACUACAGGAAACCGAUGUCUUCUCAGGAGUCCAACUGAUCCAGAAAUCUGCCACUUGUGGUCUGAGAGGCAUUCCAGUUCCUGUGUUCCUCAGGGAUAUGAGAGCCACAGCUUCAUCAACCAGUAUGGGCAGAUUCGUACAAUCCUGUCCAUCACUUCCUGCCAUUGUCGAAACUAAACGCAGCGCCCUCUGCUGGAAAAUAACUUGAAAGACUUUCAGGGGCUCCCAAAAUUUGGCCCAUAGUGGCUGUAGCGCAUUGUGAUAGCGGAUUUUAAAUGGAACUU